Messenger RNA from Plectropomus leopardus (leopard coralgrouper), 3008 nucleotides. It is a transcript of the gene slc52a3-1, whose product is annotated as solute carrier family 52 member 3-1. The record is from RefSeq and is a predicted model, not a curated record. Gene Ontology annotation, biological process: riboflavin transport. NCBI's taxonomy places the organism in Eukaryota, Metazoa, Chordata, Actinopteri, Perciformes, Serranidae. Gene Ontology annotation, molecular function: riboflavin transmembrane transporter activity. Gene Ontology annotation, cellular component: plasma membrane.
AGUGUGUGUAUGUAAGAACAACCAAAGGAGGUCUGUCACUAACCUCUAUAUAAGAUGACAGCAAGUCGUAUUCAACGCCUCCAGGGACUGAAGGAACUUGUAUGACACACAGCAGAGGUGGGACCAUUUGGAGAGGCGGCUUCUUCUUCAAAACUUCGCUCAGACUGACCCGGUUGCACCAUGGCUGUGCUCGUCCACAUACUGGCCUGUGCCUUCGGCCUGGGCUCGUGGGUGGCAGUGAACGGUCUGUGGGUGGAGCUGCCGCUCAUCGUCAACACUCUCCCGGAGGGCUGGGAGCUCCCCUCCUACCUGACAGUUAUCAUCCAGCUCGCCAACCUGGGACCUCUGCUGGUCACCGUCAUGCACAAACUGUGCCCAGGUCGUCUUAACGAACGCGCUGUGAUCUACUGCAUCCUCUCCAUAGGCAUCGUCUCCUGCAUCCUGCUCGUCUUCUUCUGGGACAAGACGACGAUAGUGGCCGGGGCACCACAUAGCACAGCCUUCUUCAUCAUCACCUUCUUCCUCUCUCUGGUGGACUGCACCUCCUCAGUCACCUUCCUGCCUUUCAUGAUGCAGCUGCCAGCAAAAUACAUCACCACAUACUUUAUAGGAGAGGGGCUCAGUGGUUUCGUACCUGCAGUGGUCGCUCUGGCACAAAGUGUGGGCUUCUCCAAGUGUGUCAACUCCACUCAGACUGCAGGAAACCAGACAGACGCGAACAAGUGGACUUUACAAACAGAGUAUCUUCCUCCAAAUUUUUCCACAGAGGUGUUUUUUGUCUUCCUAGCAGCCAUGAUGUGCAUAAGCUUGGCUGCUUUUAUUGCACUGAACAGGCUUCGUCGGACGUACGAACUGUCCACUGAAAACCUCGUGCCAGACACUGUGGCAUCUGUCAGCUCUGGCCUGGACAACCCCGCAGCAGAGACUGAUGGUGAGGGUGUAAAAUGCCAGGCUGAGGGGGCAGCCCAGAGCAAGCCUCUGCUGACUGGCUCAAAACACUCUGUGUACCAGCUGACCUUCAUCUACUUUAUGGUGGUGUGGGUUAAUGGGGCAACCAACGGCCUGCUGCCCUCCGUGCAGACGUACUCCUGUAAGCCCUACGGGAACCUGGCCUAUCACCUCUCCGCUUCUCUGGCAUCAGUGGCCAACCCUGUGGCUUGCACUAUUGCAAUGUUCUUCCAAAACAGGUCACUGGUGUUUCUUGGCAUGAUGACAGCGUUGGGGACAGGAUUUGGCAGCUACAACAUGGCCAUGGCAGCUAUGAGUCCAUGUCCUCUGCUUCAAGGGUCUGUGGUGGGAGAGAUAAUCAUUGUGCUCUCUUGGCUCCUUUUCACUGGGACGAUGUCGUAUGUCAAAGUCAUGGUGGGAGUCAUCCUGAGAGACCGGAGCCACAGCGCCCUGGUCUGGUGCGGAGCUGCAGUACAGAUCGGCUCACUAGUCGGCUCGGUCACCAUGUUCCCGCUGGUGAACGUCUACCAUCUGUUUAAGUCAGGAGACUACUGCAACACUAAAUGUCCUUUAUGACAGUAAAUCUGAAAACAGUGGCACUGAGGAGGCUGGAGACAGUCUUUGUUAGAAGAACAUUUCCUGCUUGUUCAAAUUCCUGCAGAGUCUGAUGAAUAUAUCGAUACCACUUUCACAUCUGUGUGUUUAUUACAGAGCAACAGGCGGGCGUAAAUUAGCUUAGCUUAGCACAAAGACUUGAUGCAGGGGGAAACUGUUAGCCUAGGUCUGUCCAAAGUUUAAAAAACUGCUUACAGGCACCUUUAAAGCUCAUUAAUUAACCUGUUUCUCUCAACCCUUUCACGCAUUGAGGUCACAACAGUGGACAACUAUUUAAAAGACAUUUUAGCGUAUAUGCAUGGGUUUUUAUGCUAUAGUUGCAUAUAAGGUGCUUCAGUGACCCUCAUGCCAUACACUGCCACACACUGGCCAUUUGUUGUGUUUGCAACAAAUCUCAGACAAAGAAGAAAUUACAAUUAUACAUCUGUCCACUAAUCUGGCUAUCUUGUAAGGUGAUUAUAUUUCAACUACAGUUAAUACCAUUUCUGCAACUCUGAUGUUCCUGAAAGUAGUUGAUGUGCAGCAAUUUUUUUUGGCGUUUCAACUUUUGCACUGCAUUGAACAUUGAACAGUAUUAGAAUAUGUUAACAUAUGUGAAAAUAUUAUCCUAACAGGAUUUAAGAUAUUUUUAUAGCUUCACAUAAUAUAUCAUAUUUUUCACUGGUUUAUAUUUCAUCGGUUGAAUACUUAAAUGCAUGUUGUCCACCCAUGGACAUAUAAUUGAUUAAAAAAAGCAGGUUUGAAUAAAGUGAGCUUGUUUUUUCAUGCCUAAAGAGGAAUAAAAAUACUUGACUAAGGCAGUCAUAUUUCAUGCUUGAAAGGGUUAAUCCAUGCACAAACCAAAAUGUAAAAAAGUUGUGGUUUUACAGGGAGUUAUUUGAAGCGUCAUUUUUACACUUUGGUUAUUUACAGAUAAAAGAUAGAAGACAAAAACAUUUAAAUUAUUGAACUUUAGAGGUGCUGCUAACCAUAUUUUUUAAGGGUCAGAGUCAGUUUAUCUGUUUCCUGUUGUUUCUAGUUUUUAUGCCGAGUUAAAGAUCAAACUAUUCCUGUGAGAUUCUUCUACAAGUCUGUCAUCAGCUUUGUGUUUAAAACAGUGAUGUUUUUGCAUUUAUUUUUUAUUUUAUUUUACAGCCUUCUGAUUUUUACACGAUGUUUGCACUUAACUUUAUCAGUGUUUGUGUUAAAGUCAUUUUAUACACUAUGAUGGGAAAUACUGUUAAUUCUUUAUAAGUAUAAUAAGUUCAACACUGGGACAAAGCUCUUUUCAAGCCAAAAUGUACAUUACGCCAAUCAUGAAACUUUCAUCUGUUUUGCCCACUAGAUGGCACAAGCACACUUCUAUUUAUUAAAAACCUGUCACUCCACACUGCAGUCCUUGACCAUGAAAUACAUUUAUACUGUGCACAUGAUAAAUAAAGGUGUUCAAAUGUAUGUAAGCUAAA